Messenger RNA from Rotaria sp. Silwood2, 510 nucleotides. Lineage: Eukaryota; Metazoa; Rotifera; Eurotatoria; Philodinida; Philodinidae. The record is from the annotation of a GenBank genome assembly.
AUGAAUACAGGUCUUGAUGAUAUUAGUUGUCAGAUUAUUGCAGAAACAGUACCAAUAUCCGUUCAUUUUGGUAUUUGUUUUCGAAGAAGUGGUGGAAUGCCGAAACCUGAUUCUAUUGACCAUUGUAUCGAGUUUGAUCCUGCUCUCGUCAAUCUUACUAAUGAUCCUAUUAUUGACGAUGAAGAUGAUGAAGAUUUUGAAGAUUUGACAUUCUCGGAAUCGAUAUUUGAUAUUUACCGGGCAUCUAUCAAAGAACUACAUACUCGUAUUUUACGUUUAUCAUCUCAUAUGAAACCUCUAAUUGUUGUUGAAGAAGAAGAAUUAGAUCGAGAUGUACAGCAUGGUCUUCAAGAAGAGAAAACAAUUGGUAUUGAUCGUGAACCAACAUCAAUUGCUGAUACAAAUCCAUAUUCAACUAAAAAGGAUAGUGAAACAAUUGAAAUAAGUGAUGCGAGUGAAAGUGAAAAUGAAGGUGAAUCAUCUGAAAUGAAUAAUAUAAAUGACGGUUGA